This is a messenger RNA of Acanthosepion pharaonis, 567 nucleotides long. NCBI's taxonomy places the organism in Eukaryota, Metazoa, Mollusca, Cephalopoda, Sepiida, Sepiidae. The record is from the annotation of a GenBank genome assembly.
AUGGACAAUAUGUAUUCAUCCGCUCGUUGUGAUAACAACUUCGAGUUUAUAUCUACGUUUACUCGUCGGUCGAAGAGACGUCUCUUAAUUAUUUUAAGACAUUUAACCUUUCUUCUUUUCACUAAUUCAUUCGCCUUCUCUUCUUUACAUCUUACUUAUUUCUGCUCUUUCUCUACUAAUUCUUGUUUUUUUUUCUCUUCAUAUUUUUUCACCCCUUUGACCAUUCUUGCUUUUUUUCUGUCUAUUCUAUUGUUGCCUUUUUACAUUUUCUGUUCUUCGUCCAUUAUUGACAUUUUUUUUUAUUUCGCCUAUGCGUGUCUGUUGUUUUUUUUUUAUUUUCUUUCAUUCGUCUAUUUUAAGGCCGGUUUUUCCUUUUCUCUCUUUCAUCUAUUUUUCUUUCCUUUUAUUCGUUCAUUCUUUUUCAUUUUUUUUUUUACUUUCUCUCCUUCGUCCAUUCUUUUUCUUUUCUUCAUUGUCUCCAGUCUCACUUUUUUUCUUUCUUCUCCUUUGUUCAUUCACUUCUGUUUUUUUUUUUUUUUUUUCCCAAGCAUUAAUUUUGUGUUUUAA